AUGUCCGUGGCCGCAGUACAGCCAGUGAUACAAGACGAAAUGAUACAGCGCUUAUUGGCUCGGGAAAAUGUGGACGACCAUCGACGGGCGCGAUUUCGUGCGAGUGGUAUCACGUCACACCGUCAAUUGCUUCAACGGCCUCUGUGGGACGUCGCCCAUGCCAUCGAUUUGUCAGUGCGUGAAACAGAGGAACUCGUGGCAAAAUUAUCGAUUCAACUGGCUCCAGCUAGUCGAACGGCGUUCGACCUGUUCGUGGAAAGCGCGAACCACCCGACGUUCUUACGCACAGGACUUUCGGGCAUUGACCAGGCUCUAAAUGGCGGUCUGCACUGUCGAGCCGUGUCUGAGUUUGCAGGCACUGCUGGAAUAGGCAAGAGUCAAGUUGUCAUGACACUCGCGGUGGCGUGUGCACUGGAUUAUCCGGAAAACACGGUCAUGUUCUUCGAUACAGAGCACAACUUCAGCGCGAAACGGUUGUUGCAAAUUAUUAUUGCACGCAUUCGGCAGACGAGCGCAAGUCGAGACGAAGAUAUCAACGAGCUGGCUGCAACCGUUGCACGACGCAUUCGUGUUGUGCAAGUCAACUCCGUUGCAGCCUUUGAAGUCAAGUUCAAGGAAGUGCAACGUGUCAUGCACUUGCUCAAACUCAAGCUGUUGAUUAUUGACUGCGUGACAGCAUUUUAUGUCAAGGCUCAUGGCUUGAGUCAUGUACAGCGUCAGCACCAGAUGCUACGACUGGUUAGAGACUUGAAAGCUUUUGCUGAUACGUACCAAGUGUUCGUAGUAGUCACGAAUCGAGCAACUACGGUUGAAGGUGACGAUGGGUUGUACACGAAACCCCGGCUCGGCGAUACCUGGGCACACUGCAUCACCACAAGGUUCGCCAUGGAGCGGCAUUCCCUGUAUCGUGCCAUAACCAUUGUGAAGUCGUCCGUUGCGGGAUAUGUCGUACAGCCAUUCCAGAUCAAGGAAGGUGGUGUUGAAGCUGUGGAGGACGAGAAGUCUUCAGCAGCCUCAGAGGACUUUACUUUCCAGGACGAACUACUGAGAGCCAUGACGCUUGGAGCUUUACCCACGGUAGACCCAGAGUGCACGCUACGAUCGACACAGCAGAGCAAUGCAGAGGAUCUUGACGAAACGCCGUUUGACGAACAAAGCGACGCAGAGUCCCAGCUCUAUGAGCAAGAAGAAGUGCAAGAAACCGAGCCUAGUAGCUUCGACAUUGUGUCGGACUCCAACUCUGAACAAGACAUCGAUUCGUUCGACUGGGACGUGGUCACCGACAUGUAA
Peronospora matthiolae is the source of this 1290-nucleotide messenger RNA. NCBI's taxonomy places the organism in Eukaryota, Oomycota, Peronosporomycetes, Peronosporales, Peronosporaceae. The record is from the annotation of a GenBank genome assembly.